CUCAAGGAUAAAAGUAGAGGCCCCAUCGCGCCUAACCGGGUUCGCUCCGUGACUCGCAGAUAUACCUCGUUCGAGAACGGGCAUGGCCCCGUGCUGGGGCCAGGGAUUGGGCGGAUUGGCGGAUCCAGCGCCAGCGACGCGAUUCCCUUUUGA
Molecule: messenger RNA, 153 nt
Organism: Trichoderma asperellum CBS 433.97
Lineage: Eukaryota; Fungi; Ascomycota; Sordariomycetes; Hypocreales; Hypocreaceae
Source: RefSeq, a predicted model, not a curated record